This is a messenger RNA of Varanus komodoensis (Komodo dragon), 5479 nucleotides long. It is a transcript of the gene PLRG1, whose product is annotated as pleiotropic regulator 1. The transcript has 15 exons. Gene Ontology annotation, cellular component: precatalytic spliceosome; Prp19 complex; catalytic step 2 spliceosome. The record is from RefSeq and is a predicted model, not a curated record. The coding region runs from base 83 to 1633 and encodes 516 amino acids. Gene Ontology annotation, molecular function: protein binding. Gene Ontology annotation, biological process: mRNA splicing, via spliceosome. Lineage: Eukaryota; Metazoa; Chordata; Lepidosauria; Squamata; Varanidae.
CUGAGUGUGGCGUUAGGUUUGUAGCGGUGCGGUUGAGCGAUCGGGGUUGUGGUGGGUGUAGUUGACAAGACAGAUCGGCGCCAUGGUAGAGGAAGUGCAGAAGCAUUCUGUGCAUACCCUUGUAUUCAGAUCUUUGAAGAGAACUCAUGACAUGUUUGUAGCUGACAAUGCAAAACCUAUACUAUUGGAUGAAAGAAGCCACAAAAUUAAGAUGGCAGUUAAACUUCAUACAGAGUAUGGUUCUGUGCUGCACAUGCCUGUAUUGAAAGAAAAUGCUCGAGAGAAAGGUCCUCACAACGUAAUUGAUUCCUAUGGACAUAAGCAGUAUCUUCAGAGUCCAGGAGAAGAUAAUGAAUAUUUGAUAACAGGAACACAUCCAUAUCCCCCUGGGCCCGGAGUGGCUUUGACUGCAGAUACCAAAAUUCAGAGGAUGCCUAGUGAAUCAGCAGCUCAGUCAUUAGUUGUGGCACUGCCUCCUUCCCAGUCCAAAAUGGAAGCAAAUCGAACUGCUGCUGGUGUAGGUGAUAUGUAUAGACAUGCUGGGAUUCCUGAGCGUUCACAGCCUCCAGGCUUGACUAUGGCUAUGAUGGAAGCAGGUGGAAAUAAAAAUUCUGCAUUAAUGGCAAAGAAGGCUCCAACAAUGCCAAAACCACAGUGGCAUCCUCCAUGGAAACUCUACAGAGUUAUCAGUGGACACUUGGGCUGGGUGAGAUGUAUUGCAGUAGAACCGGGAAACCAGUGGUUUGUUACUGGCUCUGCUGACAGAACUAUAAAGAUCUGGGAUCUUGCAAGUGGCAAGUUAAAACUGUCUUUGACGGGGCAUAUUAGUACAGUUCGAGGAGUAAUAGUGAGUGCGAGGAGUCCGUACCUCUUCUCUUGUGGAGAAGAUAAACAGGUCAAAUGCUGGGAUCUUGAAUAUAAUAAGGUUAUUAGGCAUUACCAUGGUCAUUUAAGCGCUGUGUAUGGCUUGGAUUUGCAUCCAACAAUAGAUGUGCUUGUAACAUGUAGCAGAGAUUCAACUGCACGUAUUUGGGAUGUAAGGACAAAAGCUAGUGUGCAUACAUUGACAGGACACACAAAUGCUGUUGCAACUGUGAAAUGCCAAGCAGCGGAACCACAGAUUAUCACAGGAAGUCACGAUACCACUAUACGACUCUGGGACUUGGUAGCAGGAAAAACUCGGGUCACUUUAACAAAUCACAAGAAAUCAGUAAGAGCAGUUGUACUGCACCCAAGACAGUAUACAUUUGCAUCAGGGUCCCCAGAUAACAUUAAACAGUGGAGAUUCCCUGAUGGAAACUUCAUCCAAAAUCUUUCUGGCCAUAGUGCUAUUAUCAAUACACUAGCUGUGAACUCGGAUGGAGUUCUGGUUUCUGGAGCUGACAAUGGUACAAUGCAUCUUUGGGACUGGAGAACUGGAUACAACUUCCAGAGGGUGCAUGCAGCUGUCCAGCCUGGCUCAUUGGACAGUGAAUCUGGAAUAUUUGCUUGUGCAUUUGAUCAGUCUGAAAGCAGGCUUCUUACUGCUGAAGCUGAUAAAACCAUAAAAGUCUACAGAGAAGAUGAUACUGCGACUGAAGAAACUCAUCCUGUCAGCUGGAAACCAGAAAUCAUCAAGAGAAAACGAUUUUAAUGAGAAUUCACCUGCAGAGCUGUGCCAUAAUCCUGACUCUGAUGACAAAGCCUGAACUCUGCUAAAGUCAUUGCUUUGUUCAGUUUGCUGUUUUUAUAUUAUAUAUGGCUUCCCUCUAGGAUUUUAUCCUCUCUCUGAUCCCAGGAAAUCAUCUGCAGCUGUUAAACAAGUCUGAAGAAACCAGAGUUCAUUUAAUGAAUUGGUAAUGUGCUGGUGAUUAUAGUCACCAAAUGUGUGCAUGUCAUUCUAUGUGGGCAAAAGGUAAUGAAGGUCUCUUCCUUUUUAUUGUAUUACUCCCUCCCUCUUUCCUUUGAUGGAGAAGUAAAUAUUUAAAAUCUUGAACCUAUUUUUCUUUAAAAACAAAAAGAAAAAAAAACCCCUCUCCUAUUUGGUACUUUAUCCUGGUGGCCUAGGAGUCUAUCAGCACAGAAAAGUAAACUUAUUACAGGGAGGGAAAUGCCAUUGUAGUAAUGAUUUAUGUACUUAAUACAAUGUGCUGCUUUGUUAAGUUGUAAUGCAAUAAAAUAAAACAUUUCUUUUCCACUUUGUUUGUGGGCUUUAACAACUAAAAUAGAUCUGCACUUUUGUGCUCUUUUGUGUUGUACGUAUGUCAUUCUGUUUUAAGGUCAUGGUUUAAUUUGCCUAUUCCGUAUCAGAAUCCUUUUUAAAAUUUUAAUGAAGCAUUCCCUUGAAAUACUUUCUAAUGUGUUUUUCUGUUUUUUUCAUUCUCUCUUAGCAAAACUUUAAAAUUGAAAACAAAAUACUCUGUAGUGGAGAUAGAAUAUCAGCACUGAAAUGGCACAUGCUUUAUGUCAAGGCAGUUUUGGGUGCAACCAGAAAUUUUUUUCACUUACAGUACAAGAAGUUACUGAUCUUACUUUCUGAUGGCAGCCCUUGAUGCAACAUUGAAUCCUGCUUCUCUUGGGUCCUUGACCCUCAGAGCACCCAAUUAUUCAGAGGGUGAGAAGGGCUGCCCUGGAAAUAAGGGUCUAGAAAAACCAUCAUGGACCUACAUGAUCCACAUUUGAAGAGCAUGCUCUGCAUGGACAGAGGUCACAAGCUGCCAAUUUGUUCUGUCCCAUUUUUGUCUAACUUACAAGAAACAGAUUGGGGAUGUUUUGUGUCUUCACUUGCACUAUUCUAAUAGUGUUAAGAGAUAUAUAUAUUUCAGAUGCCUGUCUAGAUAGAAAUGUUAUUGCCUGUGAAAUGUUUGAUUUGUAACAUCAAUAGCUAUCAAUCUGAGUCCAAUAUAACUUCUGAAACCAGUGAUGAGUUGUGAUUUAAUUUACGUAGAUAUGCAUUUGUUUUAGAGAUGUUUAGCCACAUAUAACAUGUAUUAGAGUGUUUGCUAAUGUAAUUUUGCCGCAAUUCUUUUUUAAAAAAUGUUUUGAAAUAUUUCAAUCUUUUGUUAACAUUCUAUUGGUUAAUCUAAGUGCAAAUCCUAAAGUUGUGAUCCAAAGCAUCUAUAGUUGGAAAUAAUCAGUGAGGCUUAAUUCCCAAUGGAAAUAUUUAGAAAUCGGGGAAUGUUUUCUUGAAACAAAUGCAUCUUCUCCACUUUUCUCUCUUACAAAUCACCCUAAUGGUCAUAAUUCUAAAAUCAGACCAUUUGAUGGCUUCAAAGUGUUUGGUUUAUGGAAGAGCUAUCUUGCAUCAUAUGCUAGAGCAGCCUUCCUCAAACAGGUGUUUUCCAGGUGUGCGGGACUACAAGCUCCAUUAUUCUUGGCCAGCAUGGCCAGGUUUGUGUGGCUCCAAUUUUUCUUGAGAGAAAAAAAUAAUUUGCAUUAUGUUCAUCCCCAGAAAGCAUACAAUCUUCAAUAGAAGCCAGCUAUUCUAUAAUGAUUCUGUAGUCUGUUCCAUAAAAAUGUAGAACAGUACUAAUACUGUUACUAACCCACCAAUUGCAUGCUCUUGGGAUUCUGUCCCAGAUCCAUCAGUCAUUCAAGUCCAAGGAACUAUGUUCUGUGUUCAUAUUCUACAUAAUCCCUCAAGCAUGUAGAUAACCUAAGACUAAUUGAGCUUGGCACAUGGUACUAUUCUCUUGGGCAGGCAUGGAUGGAGACUUGCCAAACAGAGCAGUCUAGAACCCUAAUGCCCAUCUGAAAGACUUGGAUUUCCCAGGAGGCUUGCUAAAUAGGAUCCAACAUCCAAAAAGCAGCAUGUUUGCUAAAGUGCUGAAACAAAUGUGCCUGAAAAGUCCAGACCAGGAAAACUGCAAGCUUAAUAAUAGCAAAAUGGUUGCUUGUGCUGAUGGGCAGAAUUUGCCAAUAUUUCUUGAAAUACCUUCACAUAAACAGAAGUGCCAGAAAUAUUGUAAAAGCUCAGUUGUACAAUUGCAAGACACUUUAAUACAACAGAAUAUAUUUGUCAUGAUCUGACAGUGAAGAUACAGACUCACUUGAGAGAGAAAUCAGUUAGCCUAGUCUGUUCUGCCAACACAGCUGUUCAGAGCAUCAAUCAAUUGUUGUGUUUACGGGGAAGGGUUUCUCAACUUUAGCAAAUAAUUUUGAAAUGGAAUUACCUUGAGAAUCAUUUCUGAGUGAUGUCAGGCAGUCAUAUAAUGGAAGAACUGUUCCCAUUUCCAAAUUCACCUUGACAUAUUUUGAAAAGAAACUGUUGAGGUGUCAAAAUUGUAGGCAGACUGCUAUUUCAUAAAUUGUCCUUUAGAAUGAAAACAAAAUUUAAAACCAUGCCAAUAUUUAAGCAAAUUACAUGUGUUAAAAAUGACCAACACAAGGGACACAUUUCAUAUGUGUGCAACUUUAAGGUUAGAAAUAGAAAACUUCUUGGCCUUUGCAAUAUUACUUCUGGAGAAAACACAUAUAAUAUUUAUUUGCAUUUAUUUCUGUUGAUAUUAUAAUUGUGAAAGCAAUCAUUGGCAGCAAGAAAUUGAGUAGUUUAGAUAUACAAAAGCUUCACAGAAAGUAUGUUGAUCUUGAAUUAGUCACUGAAGCGUUCAAUUAGGUUAUUUAUGUUCACACUGCGAAAAGUGAUUGAAACAAUGAUUUCCCUGGGUAUCUAGUUUGGCAUCACAGUUAGAAGCAAAUAGCUAUGUCAUUAUGAGGACCAGAUAAGGGUGUCUCCAAACAGGGAAAUAUAAAAGCACCGUGACUGCAAUCCUAAACACUUGCUGUGAAGCUUAGAAAACAUAGGACUUGUUUUGAGCAAGCUUGUGGCAUGGGUUUGCACCAAAAAUGCAAAACGAUAACUUGUUCUUGUAUCAGAUGGUCACCAAUUUGGUUGGCUGUUUAAAGGGAUUGAGCAAAUUCAUGGAGAGGGCUAUCAAUGGUUGCUAGCCUUGUUGUUUCUGUGCUGCCUUCGUUGUCAGAGGUGGAACACCCGCAAAGCCCAGAUGCUGAGGAGCUUGGGCAGGUGGAACUCCUGACAGAGUAUUUCAAAUUGGAAGUGGAACUUGGAUACUUUCUUCAUAUUGAGUGAAAUGUGCUGCUUGAGUGAAUAAGGACAUAUCCAUUUCUUUCAGUACCACUCUGGUUUUGCAUUGUACACAGCUAUGAGAAUGGAAGACACUUUCUUAGAAUAUAAUUGCAAGUGUCUGUGGCUGGUAAAGCUGAUAACAGCUUUGAAAUCAGUUUACCAUUUAUUCAGUCAUGAAGUGUAAAUUAGAGGAAGGAUGUUGCCAUUUGUUAACAAAGACUGAGUAACAAAUGAGAUAUAUUGUGUUUUUAAAAAACAAAGCAAAAGAAUAUUGGGUAUUCACAGCAACUUAACCAUAAAUAAAAAGUGAUUACAGCAGUGUAUGUGUGUCUUUAAAGAACUCAGUUUAAGUAAUUUGUAUUGUUUGUGUAGACACAUGUAAUGGAGAUAUGUAAAUAAAUGCCUUGACAGUCA